UUAGCUUUCAAUUGCAUGUGCAGUAGCUGUGUCUCGAAUGCUUGGUUUGUUGGGAGAAUUGAUCUAUUGCUACAAGAGGGCUGUCGAAACCACAGCUGUUAGACAAAGCCCGGUUUUAAGCUUCUGGCAAAAAAAGAAUAAUUUUAACAAACAAAUCCUAAUGUGUAUGAAGAACAUCACUGCCUAAAAUCUCAGAUCAUCAAUUACCGUGGUACAAAAAUAGAAAAUAAGAGAAACUGUCCAACCUACUGUAUACAUUCGUCACAAAAGUCAGACCGAAGGAGCACAUGAAAUAAAUAAUCAAGACACCUUUUUGGAGGAUGCAGUUAGGAGAGGCGCUUUUACCCAGCACGCCUAUCAAUUUGCCCAAGACGUUUUACAACCUCUCCUCCUCCGAGAGUAACAAUAACAGUCCCGGAUCGACGCAGCUCGACUUUCAGGAGGUGGAUCGGACAGACUCGGAACCAGCGAACGGGUCCAAAAAGUACCUGGGCACCGGGGGCAACAGCAUGUUGAGCGAGGGGGAGACCGAGACCUUCGGCGGAGCUAAAGUCGCACCAGACGGCAGGAAAAGUUCUCCAGGUGUAGGCGAAGACGACUUGUCCAGCGGCGGCCGCUAUAACAUAGACGGUCUGGGCUCGGAAAGAUAUUUCAUAUCGUCCACCCCCCAGCAGGCCACCGAGGUGGGGAAUCCGUGCUCUCUGUUCCCCUAUGCAGGCCAGCCGGGGACGGUGUAUGCUGCGUCCAGCGGCUCCAGGUAUCCAGCCUCCUUGCAUUACGGAUCUGUCCUCCCGCCCAGCGGGUUUUCCUCUGCUGUCUGCGCCGGUAGGAGUCAGUUUGGGCCGGGGUAUCAGUUUGGACAAGGUCCGGGGUGCCUCUACCCUUCGUACCCGGCGACAGGUUCGAGUAUCGGUUCGUUGUCCAUCCCGGGGACGGGGACUGGAGUUCGGGCUCAAGUCUACCUCUGCAACCGGCCGCUGUGGCUGAAGUUUCACCGGCAUCAGACAGAAAUGAUCAUCACCAAACAGGGAAGGCGAAUGUUCCCGUUUCUCAGUUUCAAUAUCACGGGACUGAACCUCACGGCUCAUUAUAAUGUUUUCGUGGAAGUUGUGCUGGCAGAUCCGAACCACUGGCGUUUCCAAGGAGGAAAGUGGGUCACCUGCGGCAAAGCGGACAAUAACAUGCAAGGAAACAAGAUGUAUGUUCAUCCCGAAUCCCCAAACACAGGGGCUCACUGGAUGAGGCAAGAGAUCUCCUUUGGCAAGCUCAAGCUGACCAACAACAAAGGCGCCAAUAACAACAGUACGCAGAUGAUCGUCCUGCAGUCCCUGCAUAAGUACCAACCACGGCUUCACAUCGUUGAGGUUACAGAAGAUGGAGUGGAAGACAUGAGCAGCGAGUCCAAGACGCAGACUUUUACCUUUCCGGAAACCCAGUUCAUUGCGGUGACUGCUUACCAGAAUACAGACAUCACGCAGCUUAAAAUCGAUCACAACCCUUUUGCGAAAGGCUUCCGGGACAACUAUGAUUCAAUGUACACCGCUCCGGAGAAUGACCGGCUCACUCCUUCCCCGACGGAUUCGCCCCGAUCCCACCAGAUUGUCCCAGGUGCCCGGUAUUCCAUGCAGCCUUUCUUCCAGGACCAGUUUAGCAACCUGCCCCAGAAUCGCUUCUACAACGGUGAGAGAACGGUGCCGCAGACUAAUGGCAUUCUUUCACCACAGACUGAGGAAGCAGGAGCCCCUUCUGCACAGAGGUGGUUUGUGACCCCAGUACAGCAAGCGGGCUCGAAUAAGCUGGACCUUACGUCUUACGAGGGCGACUACUCCACGAGCACCCUGCUGCCCUAUAGCAUUAAGUCCCUGCCCCUCCAGACCUCCCACGCCCUCGGUUACUACCCGGACUCGGCUUUCGCCUCGAUGGCUGCUGGCUGGGGCUCGCGGGGCACGUACCAGCGCAAGAUGACCACGGGCCUCCCCUGGUCUCCGCGGCCGAGCCCCCCCGGCUUCCCCGAGGACCACCUGUCGAGCAAGGACAAGCUAAGGGAGGAGAACGGCACGUCGUCCUGGAUUGACACCCCUCCUUCCUUGAAAUCCCUGGACUCCUCCGACUCGGGCGUUUACUCCAUGGUCUGCAAGAGGAGACGCGUCUCCCCGAGCAGUUCCAGCACUGAAAACUCUCCGACGAUCAAAUGCGAGGACAUAACCACCGACGACUACAGCAAAGACAACUCCAAAGGCAUGGGGUACUAUGCCUUCUAUACAAGCCCUUAGAUAACCCCUUCGCCUCUUAUUUUUUUUGAAUGUUUGAAUGUUAACUUUCUUUUGUGCUCAGGUCAUUUGAGGAGUUACAGUCCCAGAUUAGUCCCCCUCCCCUGUUUUCUUCAGAAGUGUGCUAUUGUGUGUAAUUCUUACUGAAGGUGCCAAAGCUUUUGAUUGCUCAGAGCAGCAGUUGUGCCAAUAUCUGCCCUUAACGUGACAGUAUUUUAAAAGCUCUACAUUUUUUGAUAAGCAUGCUAUUUUUCUUUUUUUUUUUACAAAUCUGUGAUCUUAUUUAUUGAAAGCUGUCUUUAAUGUACAGUAUAUGUGCACUGUAGAAUGUGAGGUAUCUUGUACAAAAUGUCUCCAUGCCAGUGUCUAUUGAAAAUCGGUAAUAAAAUCCUCUUCAUGUUUUCCGAAAAUCGGAUUUUUCUGGCUUUUGACAAUGGGAUGAUGCCUGUUCCGGUUUCCUGACGGUGAAUCUUGAAUAAAUCUGCGCAGCAUUAAAUACCUUCAAUUUUAAAA
Lepisosteus oculatus (spotted gar) is the source of this 2783-nucleotide messenger RNA. RefSeq names its product eomesodermin homolog b (gene eomesb). Gene Ontology annotation, molecular function: RNA polymerase II cis-regulatory region sequence-specific DNA binding; DNA-binding transcription factor activity, RNA polymerase II-specific. The record is from RefSeq and is a predicted model, not a curated record. Gene Ontology annotation, cellular component: nucleus. Gene Ontology annotation, biological process: positive regulation of DNA-templated transcription; regulation of transcription by RNA polymerase II; CD8-positive, alpha-beta T cell differentiation involved in immune response. NCBI's taxonomy places the organism in Eukaryota, Metazoa, Chordata, Actinopteri, Semionotiformes, Lepisosteidae.